This is a messenger RNA of Lytechinus variegatus (green sea urchin), 1943 nucleotides long. RefSeq names its product serine incorporator 5-like. The transcript is spliced from 13 exons. Gene Ontology annotation, cellular component: membrane. The record is from RefSeq and is a predicted model, not a curated record. Bases 113 to 1540 code for a protein of 475 amino acids. NCBI's taxonomy places the organism in Eukaryota, Metazoa, Echinodermata, Echinoidea, Temnopleuroida, Toxopneustidae.
UAGUGUGCAUGCUAAGCUACAAUUGUAGAUUGUCGGAGCCUGACUUUGCGUCGAUCAUCGUUCUAGCAUUGUUACAAAAAACGUACACUAGGAUUGAGAAAUGUGAACGAAAAUGGACAGAAAUAAUCAUCGAAACUGUUGUAGUAGCCAGGUAGCAUGUUGCUGUGGGAACUCAUCAUGUUCAUCGCCAUGUCUGCCACCUAUCAAAGAAUCUACCAGCACAAGACUGAUGUAUAUAUUGUAUUAUCUCAUUGGAGCUAUUCUUUCAGCAGUCAUGGUUACAGAAACCAUUAGAGAAUCAUUACAUCGGGCUCCAUGGCUGGUAGAUUUCUGUGAGAAUGUUGGCGCUGGGACAAACUGCAGCAGUUUCAUGGGAUAUGUUGCAGUAUACCGUAUAAACUAUUCCCUUGCAGCAUUCUUCCUUGUCUUAGCUGUAUUGACCAUCUGUGUCGGAAGUAGUUCAUCCAUCAGAGGACAAAUACACAAUGGUUUCUGGUUCUUUAAGUUCAUUUUCUUGAUAUUGCUGUGGGUUGGUGCAUUCUUCGUGCCAACCCCUCCUGAGGUUCUGACAGCAGGACUGGUGGUGGGCUUCACAGGGGCUUGUCUGUUCAUCAUCAUGCAGCUAUGGCUUCUCAUAGACUUUGCUUCCUCCUGGAACCGCAGUUGGUCAAGGAAGUAUGAUGGGGGAUCAGUGUGUUGGUAUAUAGGAUUGAUAUUCUUCAUCUUGAUCUUCUACGCUGUAUCCAUCCUGAUAACUGUUUUUACCAUCGAGUUGUAUGGCAAGCCAUUCAUCUCAUGUCUCAGGAAUACACUCUAUGUCAGUUUUAGUGCCACAGCCUGUGCCAUCAUUACCAUUCUCACCAUCCUGCCAUGUGUACCACGAAAUCAUCCAAGGGCCAGCUUACUACAAGCGUCUAUAGUCUCAGCUUAUGUCAUGUAUCUAACAUUCUCAGCAAUUGUCAUUGAACCACCAAUGGAAAAUGUAACACAAAUUGGGGUCAAUGAGACAACCAAUACACCGAUCUACAAUACAACGUUGGUAUUAUGCUCUCCAAAUAGCUUUGCAUCGUCUAUCUUUGUUGAUACUUCGUAUGGAGAGCUACUGAGUGCAGCUAUAGCAACUAUUCUUCUCCUCGGCAUGGUGUUGUAUGCCUGCAUAAUGUCUUCAACAUCUACUGCACCUAGUCCUGAGGAAGAAGGCAAUGCCAACAAAAACUUUUGGUGCUGCUGUCAUAAUGAAAUCCAUGAGGAUGAAAUUGAUGGUCACCGUCGCGGUUGGGGUGUAAUUGCUAACGAAGAAGAGAAAACCAUUUAUAACUACUCAUUCUUCCACAUAACAUUCCUGUUGGCAUCACUCUAUACUAUGAUGACAUUCACUAACUGGUAUAGUCCUGAGAGUGCCACAUUGGAGAACCUUCACCGAACAUGGCCGCCGUUCUGGGUACGUCUUGUUUCGGCCUGGGUGUGUGCCCUCCUGUAUGGCCUCAAGAUCAUCAUCAUCCUGUGUCGGACUGAUCCUGAUCAACGGUCUAAUAGGUAGUUUAGAGUAAUAUGCAUGCACUGCAUUGUUCAUAUACUUCUCCCAUGAGAUCAAGAAGACGAAGGAGAAGAGAUCGUCAGAGGAGUACACCACUGUGAUUUCUUUACAGCCUCUUACCAGAACUUAGGCAAUGACCUCUGUAUGGUACACCACUAGGGAAGCUUGUCACCAGAGUCCCCCAAAAAUAAAUGUUUGUUCUGGAUAAAUGUAGUUGAGCUUUCAUAAAUACAUGUAGGAAGUAUUUCAGUAAUGAUAGAGAAAACAAAUGUUUUUUGGAUUUUUUAUGAUGAAAGUGUCUUCUUGUCUCAGUAACUUUGAGAGAAACACCAGUAGUUGCAGUAAACACUGAUUUCAUGAGAAAGUCUGUAAAACCAGGCUUAAUUGUCAGUAUAUCAUCGAAGAU